Molecule: messenger RNA, 4689 nt
Organism: Diachasmimorpha longicaudata
Lineage: Eukaryota; Metazoa; Arthropoda; Insecta; Hymenoptera; Braconidae
Gene: stumps
Product: phosphoinositide 3-kinase adapter protein 1
Exons: 14
Coding region: 515-4318 (1267 amino acids)
Cellular component (GO): cytosol
Molecular function (GO): transmembrane receptor protein tyrosine kinase adaptor activity; fibroblast growth factor receptor binding
Source: RefSeq, a predicted model, not a curated record
CACCAUACCAGCGGUUGUCACGGCUUGGGCGGUGCGUACACACGAGUUCAACCAUAUGCGUGGGUGAAUGGGUGGGCACACAUUACCGUGACUACUGCCUGAACUCCCCCUCACCCCCUCCCAACCCCGCCAAACGGCUCGUUAGUUUGUGAAGCUCAGGGGGUCCACCAUGAAGAAGAAGUAGAGGUAGCAAAAGAAAGACCCAAAGAGGAGGAAAAGAGAACUAAACACGCUCACAUGCUCACUGGGGCUCUCUCCCUUUUGGCUUCCUUUCCUUCUUCCGUCUGUCAGUUUAUUCAGUGUUGUUCAGUGUGCGCCAACGUGUGUGCCGCUACUGCCCAGUGAAUAAAAUAAAUUAUUUGCUGAAUAACAGUUUCGUGAUUUUAUGAACAAUUGUUAGUCGUGAUUUUUACGGUGAGGAAUGGUGAACGUUGCUGGGUGCGGGGUGAGGGGAUUCACGUGAAGGGUGUGGGGCCGACAGGAGGAAAAUCACGGCUGAGGCUCUGAUAUCAUAAUGGCACUCGACAAUCCGUCCUAUUUCUCCCUGUCCGGAGGAUCGGUGCAGUCGUCGGGGUCGUCAGGGCACCCCCGCGGCUUCGCGGCAUUUUUUCGCAAGCGCCAGACGAAAAUGGGGUCGACCUCGUCGGCGUCAGUCAUGUCCACCUCCACCGGAAGCACCCUGACCCACCACAGGAGCAUUGAAUCCGUCGAGGAGUGCCAGCCGAUGCUGACGAGGUCCCUGAACCUGACGAAUCCCCAGAGGAGGAGCUUCCGGGGCCUCUCGAGGUCAGUGAGUGCACACGCGGAUAACGAGACCCUUCAGAUACUGAAGGGUGAGCCGAGGCCGACGGACAUCGCUCCACCGUCGCCGCACCUUCCCCACAGGUCGCACUCCCACUCGGAUCACGACAGGAGGCGGCCAAUCAGACGAAGAGUCCUCAAAUCCGCGAGUGAAUUGUUGUCGGAUGAUAUGGUAUUUUGUGGACUCCCGGGGGAGGAGAAUCCACCGGGACGGGGGGAUGAUGAGGAUGGGGAGGUGUUUCUCGGGGUGGAGGACGCGAGGUACUAUAAUUUAUCCGCGACAUUGCCAGCUCCUGGGGCCUCUGGGAGCCGGAGACACUCCAUUGGGACAUUUCUGGAGAAGGACGAGAACGGAGGACAUCGCAGGAGGAUCAUUCAGACGGAGGGAUUCAUCAAGGAACCCGAAGGAUUCGCACCCCCUAUUCCCGUCGAUCAGGUCGAUGGGAGGGACCUCAGGAGGAAGUGCAGGAAGCACAAGAGCUCCAGGAAAGGUUCGCGAGGGCGAACGGGAGUCAGUGGGCAUCAGGAGGCAGCAAAUGCCAAAUUGAUGGAGGACAGAGACGAUGUGGUUUUCGUUUCGAGUAAAGACAGUGAGGCGUCAACGUUAUGGGUCAACUACCUCACAGCUUGCUUUGAGCAGAUCAGUAGACAGCAGGGGCGGCCGCCUUUCAAAGUGAGACACGUGACAGUAGAAGACUCGGUAUCGGUAACUCAGUCAACGCAAGACCGGGUCGCAAAAUCCCGUCUCCAGAUAGUGGUGGUGUGUCCAGUUCUCCUGGACCGAGCGGCGACGAAGCCGGAGCAGGCGUCAGCCCUCGCCCGGCAAUUAUCUCCAGAGCGUGUCCUGGCGAUGAUGCUGGGUGUUCACGACGGCCACCUCACAGAGAGCCAGAGAACAGCGCUGAUAUCGUACCCCCAGUGGCGAAAAUUCUUCGUAAAGGAUCAGGACGAGACAUUCGUCGGGGAAUUCCUGGCGGCUGCUGUCGCCAUCCUCGGGGCAAAUCCACCCACUGCCCUCAAGAACGACAAAACGACCUUCUCCGUUCACCCGAAGAAGGUCAAGAUCGGACAGAGUCGGGUGCUCAUUGUUAUGAACGAUCCGCUUGGUCCGGAUGACGUUGUCAGUGUCGUUGUUGACAGGUGUGGCGAGGCCAUUGACGUGACGCUAAUAAAACGGAGGAAUCCGUAUACUCUGCAACUUGCGGUACCGGACAGGUGCCUCGAGGUGUCGAUGCUCAUUGGCAUCAGGGUCAUUGUUAACGGGAUUCCCCAGGGCGUGAGGCAGGUCAAGUGUGAGAGUAGGUUGAGGGAACUCGAUCAGAUACUCCGGGCUCACGAUAAUCCACUGGAGUUCAUGUGUCAGACAUUUGGGUUUAAUCCGGGAGAUCGCGAUCAAUUGGAUAACUGGAUGGUCCAUGCCUUUCAAAGAAACUUGCCGCCACGUUUUGAUCUUCUGGCUACACCCACCGGUGCUGUGCCUCUACAGAGAAACACAACGAGCACCGAGGAGUACCCCACCCUCCUUCACUUCGCAGCUCGUUUCGGCCUUGAGAAAUUAGCUUGGCAAUUACUGGAGUGCCCCGGUGGUGAAAUUGCUUGUGAUCUAAAAAAUGUCGCCGAGUUAGCCCCCGCUGAUAUCGCUGAGCAAGCGGGUCACAACAAGCUUGCCCAGCAGCUUCGUGGCUACAUGCAAAUGAAUGAAUUCACGAACAUGUAUAGCUACCUCAAGGUCAUCAGUGAAAAUGCGGGAGCAGGAGCAACGAACGAAAGUCCCUCCCCACUGACCCACUUCAACUGCCUGGACACAGAAAACGACAAGGAGGAUUACUGCCGUCCUCGACCCCUUAGCGAGGCGUAUCUGGUACCACCAGCGGCUCGCCCGGUCACAACAUCCCCCUCGAUGACCCCCAUAACGCCCCCUCAAUUGCCACCACCAAAUCCGACCUCGCCAACUCCCAGCGAGAUGAAUUACUCAAUUGUACCACCACCUACACCAGUACUGGGCGCACCCCCGAUCAAUCUCAAUCAUUACGACGUAAAUGGUUUGAAUUUACCCCUUCAAGGAUACAUGAAGAUGUAUCCAGCAAGUCCAAAGGUGCCUCCACCACUGCCAGCCCCUGUAACCGCCCCCCUCCAGGCCCUGAGGCCCACCCCCACCCAACAACCAAAAAAAGACCCGAAGGACGAAACCCCCGGCUCCAGAACGGGCAGUCUACACCGCUCGACAUCGAACCAGAGCAGCAAAUCUCGCGAGCCAUCUGGUCCCCAGGACGAGCUCCUGGAGAUCAUAAAUGAUUUCAAAAACAAUGUGUUCACCAUUUCCGAGGUGGAGAGGCUCGUGGAGAACUGGCGGAAUCGCAAUGACGUCCAGCAGAGUUUCAAGGACAAGCAGAGACAACUCGCAGCGAUGAGGGACGAAUACGAGAGGAUCCAGAAGAAGCUGAAGGAGGAAAUGAAGGCCCCGACGCCGUUCGAUAAGAUUAAGAAGUUCUUCUCGAAAGGGAAGAAGGAGCCGAAGGAGGGUGGAGGGGGUGAGGAUGGGGCAGCUGUUAGUAAGACUGAGAAGAGCUGCGAUGGAGGUGACAGAAGACCCAUCAGCAGUUUAAGUCUUCAUAGUGUUUCAAGUUCGUCAUCCUCUGGACGGAUGAGUAUCAUAAGUGGGUGCUCUGGAACGAGUCUAGGGGACAGUGGAACACAUUCAGACACUGAGGACCGAAGAUUGAGAAAUUCCCGGGAAGAUAAAGGCGGAAUAAUGACAUACGAAGUUCCACCAGCGCCCAAGCCCUUCACCGGGAGAUACUCACCCAUGCGAUACACUCCAUCGCCGCGUUCAUCCGGUUCGCACCCUGAAAACGAGACCAGAAAACCGCAAAUCCAGAAUGGAAGCUCCAGCGAUGAGUAUUAUAUCGCGUUUCCCGUGUCCGGACUUCCCAUUCACUUUUUUAAUCCCGAUGGAACACCGAUAGAACCAAAAACCCCGAAUUCUCCGUGUGAUACUCCCCUCCAUCAAAUUCCAACUAACAUCCCAGAGGAAGACAAUCAUUCCGAUAACCCCGAAAAGACUGAAAUAAAAGAAAUAAAUACACUUCCUGUCGCACCUCCUCCACCACCCCCUUCCCCACCCACUCAUGUCUCCCUCGACUACAUGAAUAUUGUUCCUGCUAACAUACCCUCGAGUGUCCUCCAAACACCCGUCAAUGAGAGCCUGCGGGUGGACAACGAGAGAGUGGAGGUACCCUUGAGCGUAACAAAAGUUUUGAAUGGAGAACCGGUCAAGGUUGCCGAUGGGGAGACGAUGAUUGUCAAUGAGGGAACGAAGGAAGAGCCCCAAGUGAAUUUUACACAAUCAGAUCACGUCCGGCUGGAGGGUGGGAGCGUGGAGGCUGUCGGGAAGUCCAGGUUCCCGGAAUAUAUGAAUAUUUCUCCUGGUGGUGAUCAGGAGCCGAGAAUCGUUGGAAUUAUUCCAAAAAAACCGGCUGCACCUCCGGUGCCUCCGAGAGCCCAGACAAAGAAAUGAAUAACCGAUGAGCUCCAUCAUCUUCACGAGGAGUAGAAUAAUAAUAAAAUUUUAAUGUACCAAAUAUAUACCAACGAAUAAUCCAAAUUAAUUGUUUAGUCGUGUUACUGUAAAAUGUCUAUUAUCAACGAAUUAAGUGAAUUGUUUAUACGUCCAAUCGAAGUUUAUGUAAUGAAGGCAUCUUGUGUUAUACUGAGAGACUGAGUUCCGUAAUUUCCCCGGAAUUCUCCGGACAUCUGCCCCAAAACGUGAGUGAAUGCCUCGAUCCUACAUUUAUCCUGAGCAUGCUCUCCCAACGGGUAUUCUAUUUGUACUAAUCAUCAAAUAAUUUGUAACGAAUAGAUAAAUAAAUUUUUUAUGAAUUUACUGAU